GCAGCAGUACUCUCCUGCACAGUCUCAAGCAACCAUAUAUUAUCAAGGACAGGCUUGUCCAACUGUCUAUGGUGUGAUGUCACCCUAUUCACAGACAACUCCACCAAUUGUACAGAGUUAUGCCCAGCCAAGUCUUCAGUACAUCCAGGGACAACAGAUUUUCACAGCUCACCCACGAGGAGUGGUGGUACAGCCAGCCACAGCCGUGACUACAAUAGUUGCACCAGGGUAGCCUCAGCCCUUACAGCCACCUGAAAUGGUUGUGACAAAUAACCUCUUGGAUUUACCACCCGCAUCUCCUCCCAAACCAAAAACCAUUGUCUUACCUCCCAACUGGAAGACAGCCCGAGACCCAGAAGGGAAGAUUUACUACUACCAUGUGAUCACAAGGCAGACUCAGUGGCAUCCUCCUACUUGGGAAAGCCCAGGAGAUGAUGCCAGCCUUGAGCAUGAAGCUGAGAUGGACCUGGGAACCCCAACAUAUGAUGAAAAUCCCAUGAAGACCUCAAAAAAGCCUAAGACAGCAGAACCAGAUGCCUCCAGUGAGUUGGUUAAGAAAAGCAAACAAGUAUUCAGAAAAGAGAUGUCCCAGUUCAUCAUCCAGUGCCUGAACCCUUACUGGAAACCUGACUGCAAAGUGGGAAGAAUUACCUCAACUAAAGAUUUCAAACACCUAGCUCGCAAGCUGACUCACGGCGUUAUGAAUAAGGAGCUGAAGUACUGUAAGAACCCCGAGGACCUGGAGUGCAAUGAGAAUGUGAGACACAAAACCAAGGAGUACAUUAAGAAGUACAUGCAGAAGUUUGGGGCUGUUUACACACCCAAACGGGACACUGAAUUAGAGUGACCUUCAGGGCCAGGGUGGGAGGACGGGCAAGCGGGUAGGAGAGACUCUGGGGAGAAGAAAUCCCGUGGGCCCUCUCUCCCCACCCCACUGUCAGGGCUGUGCUACUGAUGACACAUCACCCUGGGGAAUUCAAACCUGCAGAAUGAGCUCACAAAAAUGAGCUCCAUCUACAACAAGCGGUCCCUGGUUGUGAGCUGCUGGUAGAGGCCAUCUGAGGCAAGGGUUUAGGCCCUUGAGACCUUCCCUUCUGAGACCCCGGCCAGGCCUGACCCCACUCUCAAGGCUGGGCCUCCUCCUUGGCGGUGCUGUCAGCACACAGACUCAUGCGCAUCCCCACCCACGACCCCUUACCCUGACGAUCUGUAUUAUAUUUUGAUGUCUAUGUGAAUAUAUUGAAAAUAAUUUGUCUUUCCUGGUUUUUGGCUUUUGUUUUGCUUUUAAGUCUCUGCAUUCUAG
This is a messenger RNA of Aethalodelphis obliquidens (Pacific white-sided dolphin), 1303 nucleotides long. RefSeq names its product histone-lysine N-methyltransferase SETD2-like. The coding region runs from base 257 to 847 and encodes 196 amino acids. The transcript has a single exon. Gene Ontology annotation, cellular component: nucleus; chromosome. The record is from RefSeq and is a predicted model, not a curated record. Lineage: Eukaryota; Metazoa; Chordata; Mammalia; Artiodactyla; Delphinidae. Gene Ontology annotation, biological process: regulation of DNA-templated transcription. Gene Ontology annotation, molecular function: histone H3K36 methyltransferase activity; protein binding.